Molecule: messenger RNA, 4197 nt
Organism: Nymphaea colorata (pocket water lily)
Lineage: Eukaryota; Viridiplantae; Streptophyta; Magnoliopsida; Nymphaeales; Nymphaeaceae
Product: putative pentatricopeptide repeat-containing protein At3g13770, mitochondrial
Exons: 2
Coding region: 528-3419 (963 amino acids)
Biological process (GO): RNA modification
Molecular function (GO): protein binding; RNA binding
Source: RefSeq, a predicted model, not a curated record
CUGAACUCCAAUUACCGCUCUUCACAAGAACAAUACCAAUGAAAAAUUCAACAUCUGGCUUUUACUGACAGGAAACCUUUCCACUGGACGGCAUAGUCGUGGAAUACCUGCAACCAGAUCUAAUUAGAGCUUUCGGUCGUUUCUGACCUAUUAGUGGAUCGACAUAGACUUUCAUGUUCUAUCGUAAGAGAUGAUUUUGGCGCCAAAAAUCAAUUUGCCUGUCCCAACCUUCUAGAUCUUUGACGACUUGGGGUCGGAACUGCCCAAGUCUCCCUGUCGCGCGACUCAACAGGUUCAUCUUUUUCUGCCGCGAAUUCUUCUCAAGCUCCAAAUUGCAUGGCGUUCUCUCGUCCAAUCCAUUCUAAAGAUUUAUCGCCCUUCACUGAUGAUUCAUGUCUUUAUUUUCCAUGCGUGAACCAUCUGGCAGAUCUACAUAUCGAAUGUCUCCCAAGCCGAUUAGGCAACUCAGAAGUUGUCUCAAUUGACACUCUUAGGCUAAACGAAGGCAGAAUUUGUCCUCCUCAGAAAUGAACGUGCAUGGCAUUUGGAGGUUGUUGACAAAGUUCCAGACGAGGAAUUUCUCUCAGGUACCAUGGCAAAACAAUCAUCUUGCAGAACGCCUGCAUUCUCUAUGCUUUCGUGGCAAAAUAGAAGAAGCCGUUCGCGUUCUUUAUCAGCUCGUCAACACGGAAGGUGCUCAGGUGAGCUCGGAGACGUGUCUUCCUUUGGUACGAGCGUGCCUCAAGCUCAAAAACUAUGCUGAAGGAAUUAAAGCCUAUGAGCAAGUAAUCAUGGGUACUGUCGAAGAAGACAUGGUCCUGAAGAACAACGUCAUGUUGCUGUAUGCAAAAUGCGGCGACUUUGAAGGUGCUCGCCGGGUGUUUGAUGAAAUGCAUCUGAGGAACUUGUUUUCUUGGACAGCAAUUAUAGAUGCUUAUUUCAAUGGCGGUAGGCCUGAUGAAGCAUAUUUAUUUUACGUGAGGAUGCUUCAGGAAGGAAUAAGGGCGGACAAUUUUCUUUAUCCUUGUGUUCUGAAGGCAUGUGCUACUAUGAGAGGUUUAGCUCAAGGUCAGAGGAUCCAUGCAGAUAUCAUCAGAGCUGGGUUUGACUGGGACAUUGUUGUGCUUAAUUCUCUCAUAGAUAUGUACGUAAAAUGUGCAAGAAUAGAAGAUGCAAGGCAGAUUUUUGAUGGAAUGCCCAUUAAAGAUGGUUUUACUUGGAGCUCGAUGCUCAGUGGGUACGCUCAAGGUGGCUGGUUUGACUGUGCUGUGAAUCUUUUCAGAGAAAUGUUAAACGUAAAAGUUAAACCCUCCUCUGCUAGCUUAGCUGCGAUUUUGCCUGCUUUCUCAGAUUCGGGUUACCUGGGACAAGGCAAGCAAGUUCAUGGGUUGACAAUCGUAAGUGGGUUUGGAUCGGAUAGGUUUGCGGGAAGUGCACUUGUUGGUAUGUAUGUGAAAUGUAGAAGCUUGGGCAAUGCUCGACUUGUUUUUGAUAGAAUACCAGAGAGGGAUAUUGUCUGCUGGAAUACCAUUUUACAAGGUUAUUCUCGGAAUGAUCGUCUUGUGGAAGAGAUCGUGGAUAUUUUACAGCAGGUAAGUGAAGAAGAACUCAGUCAGAGUACCUGUUCUUACAUUGUUUCACAUGUUCGAUCUAUUCAAGAUGCUGCACAACUGAUUUUUAAACUGCAAAAUGCUGGCAUAAGGUCAAGGUCCAUUAUACGAUCUCUUUUGGAUCAAACGAUCGAGUACUUGAGAGACAGCCGGAUGGUGAAAGAAAUCCAUGGUUUCUUGCUAAGGAAUGAAUACACGACUGAUAGCUCAGUGUCAUCAAACCUUAUAGAAAUGUAUUCAAGGUUCGGGGAUGUUCGAUUUGCUACACGAAUCUUUAAUAACAUUAUUAGAAAAGACUUGGAUUCUUGGACUUCCAUGAUUGCAUGUUAUGCUAACAAUGAACUUGUCUCUGAAGCAGUGCAACUUUUCGAUAGAAUGCAUGAAAGCAGAGUGCUGCCUAAUAUCGCUAUAUUGAAUGCUAUUAUCUCUGGCUAUAUCAGGGCUUCUGAUUUCUAUAACGCUUUGGGAUUUUUAAGUGAAAUGAAAUACUCAAACGAACGUCCAGACCCAGACACUACAAAGGCUAUUCUACCACUUAUCGCCAGGUUAACUUCUUUGGAGCUUGGGAGGCAGAUACACUGUAUGCUGAUAAGAAAUGGUCUGCAGAUGAGUAGAUUCCUCAGCUGCUCUUUCAUUAAAAUGUAUGGUAACUGUGGAAAUGUUGCUUAUUCACUUAAGCUAUUUGAAUCAAUAUCCACCAAGGAUUCAGCAUUAUGGAAUGCAGUAAUUUCAUCCCUUGUGAAAAAUGGAUUCCUUAGUGAAGCAGUAAAUACCUUUCAUGCUAUGCAAGAAACAAGCAUAAAACCAAGCAUUGUUACAUGGAGUACACUCAUCUCUGGCUACAUACAAAACGGAUAUUAUGAUGAAGGCCUGAAUUAUUUUCGUCAUCUUCUUUUGAGUGAAUUGAAACCUAAUCCCGUUACAGUUGCUAGCAUCCUUCCAGCAUGUGCUCAGCUGGCAGUUGUAUCCCAUGGAAAGGCCGUUCACAGUUUUAUAGCAAGAACUGGGAUUGGAAACUAUGAUGCGUAUGUCACCAAUGCCCUUAUGGAUAUGUACGUCAAAUGUGGUUGCAUGCUCUAUGCUGAAAAGGUAUUUGAGACGAUGGAACAAAGAGAUGUGGUUUCGUGGAAUAUAAUGAUACAGGGAGCAAUAAUUCAUGGAAAAGGUGAAGCGGCUUUGGCUCUUUUUGACCAAAUGGUGGAAGAAGGUGUCAGUCCUGAUGGUGUAACUUUUGUGGGCGUCCUUUCAGCAUGCAGUCAUGGUGGACUUGUAGAUAAAGGAUGGAAUCUGUUCAACAAUAUGAUUCCCAGAUAUGGAGUUGUUCCCAGUGGAAAACAUUAUGCUUGUAUGGUCGAUCUCCUCAGCCGUGCUGGCCAGUUUGAUACUGUGUAUGAUUUCAUCAUUCAUAUGCCACUACAACCUACUGCAAGUCUUUGGGGAGCUCUGCUUGCUUCUAGCAAAAUUCAUGAGAAUGUUGAAAUGGCAGUGUAUGCAUCCGAACACCUUCUAGAAUUGCAGCCUGAAAAUCCAGGGAAUUAUGUCCUGCUAUCAAAUACAUAUGCUUCUGCUGGACGAUGGAACGAUGUAGAUCAUGUAAGGAAACUGAUGACAGAAAGAGGAAUUAGAAAGAUGCCCGGGUGCAGUUGGGUUGAGAUCAAGAAUCAAGUUCAUGCAUUCUCUGUGGAAAACUUAUCUACCCACCCGGAGAGAGAAAAAGUACAUGAAUGUCUGCAACAGCUACUAUUUUGCAUGUCCGAAGAAGGAUAUGAACUUGACAUGAGAGCUUUUACAGUUGAUCUAGCUGAAUAGGACCUGAGAGGCUUAGAAAGAGCAUCCUGUUGUUCCUACACGAGAUGUUCAACUCAAUCAAGGCCAGUCAAGUUCCUCCUUGUCAAGCUGAUAUAGGAUUAAUGUGCCUAGGCUGACAUCUUUGCUUGUUCGCCAAGAGACCAGGCAAAUGUGCUUACUGCUUGUGAUUACCUGCAGCAGGCAAAACAAAUGGACCCAUCAUUCACGUGUAGCUGCUGCCUUGGUCUCUUUUCUUUAAUUCAGAAGUUGAGAUGCAUUUCCUGUUUUCUUGGAACACCGGAGCAGGCCCAGUUGUUCUAUUGAUGAUGAGGGGGAUAUGUUAGUCCUAGGACAACUGCUUGUGUUGGAAAGCUUGGGCCAUCAACUUCAUCGCAGAUUGUUCAAGCCAAUGGAGGUCACAUCAAGAGAGAGAAAUGGAUAGAGGCUGCUCAACGAGAUAUGCGAGCAUGCUCGGCUGCACAAUAUGUCAGAUACAUCUCUAUUGAAACAAAUUGCUGAACGAGAUAUGCGGGCAUGCACGGCUCUGAAAGUUGGCGGAUACGUUUCUGUUGAAACAUAAAUUAUCGAAAUCGUCCCUGGAACUUCCCAACAUUUAUACGUGGCUUUGAUAUGCAAAAGGCACAUUUUUUUUUUUUAUUUAUAACUGUUAACGCAUUUCAUGUUUGAUGUGAUAUGGAAUGCCCCCUCUUGAGUCAUUGAUGCUUGCACUUUAAGAUCCUUGUAGCUUGUCUCAGCUCAAUCGCUUCAAGCUAUCCAACACGAUUGGCAUUUGGCUCUC